This is a messenger RNA of Vombatus ursinus (common wombat), 11601 nucleotides long. RefSeq names its product protein prune homolog 2-like. Gene Ontology annotation, biological process: apoptotic process. Gene Ontology annotation, molecular function: pyrophosphatase activity. The record is from RefSeq and is a predicted model, not a curated record. Gene Ontology annotation, cellular component: cytoplasm. The coding region runs from base 3 to 8675 and encodes 2890 amino acids. NCBI's taxonomy places the organism in Eukaryota, Metazoa, Chordata, Mammalia, Diprotodontia, Vombatidae. The transcript is spliced from 15 exons.
AGAUGUCAGAGAAACAGGAAGAAAUUCUUUCCAUUCUAGAAGAGAAAUUUCCUGAUUUGCCUCCAAGAGAAGACAUUAUCAGUGUUCUGCAAGAGACCCAAUGCAAUGCUCAGGGUUUAAGUAUUGAACAGACAGUGCUGAAGGAUCUGAAGGAACUGUCAGAUGGAGAAAUAAAAGUAGCAAUUAGUACUGUAUACAUGACCCUUGAGGACUGUAUGUUUCAUAGAAACAUUACCACUGACCUGAAGAUUUUUACCGAAAAGUAUGGCUUUGAUGUACUCAUCCUUUUGACCAGUUACUUAUCAGAUGACCAACAGACAAAACGUCAAAUAGCUGUAUAUUCAGAAAAUGUGGAGUUAUGCAAUCAGAUCUGCUGUGAACUGGAAGAGUGUCAGAAUCCUUGCUUGGAGCUGGAGCCCUUUGAAUGUGGCUGUGAUGAGAUCCUGGUGUAUCAGCAGGAGGAUGCUAUGAUAACUUCUGAUCAGAUGGUUCUCCUUGUCAAGGAAGUCAUUAACAGGAGGUGUUCAGAAAUGGUCUCCAACAGCCGGACAUCCUCCACUGAAGCUGUGGCUGGGAGUGCACCACUUUCUCAGGGAUCUUCUGGCAUCAUGGAGUUGUAUGGCUCUGAUGUAGAACCACAGCCCAGUUGUGUGAAUUUCAUAGAAAACCCUCAAGACCUUAAUGGCUCCAUCCCAGCUCAGGUGGAUGUCAACGUAGAUCUUGUGAGCCCUGAUAGUGGGUUGGCAACCAUUCGGAGCAGUCGUUCUUCCAAGGAGAGCUCAGUUUUCCUAAGUGAUGACAGCCCAGUUGGUGAAGGUGCUGGGUCUCAUCAUAGCCUCCUCCCAGGGUUUGAUUCCUAUAGUCCCAUUCCUGAAGGAGCAAUAGCUGAGGAGCAUAAACCACAGUCUGGAGAAGAUGGUGAACAUUUUGAUCUUUUCAACUUUGACCCAGCACCCAAUGUUUCCGCACAAUCUCAGUCAUCCUCCCGUUCAGCUGACUAUUCCCCAGCAGAUGACUUCUUUCCCAACAGUGAUUCAUCAGAAGGACAGCCACCCACAGUGCCAAAGGAACUUGAUGAGAUGAAUCUAUUAGGGAAUGACAUGGCUAAUUACUCAGCAGGUUUACUGAUGACAGUGGCUGAAAAAGAUAGCCUUCUGGAAUUCGAUGGGGAAUUUGCCCAGAGGCAAGAAAGCCCUGGGGACCUCUCAGAAAGAACUUUGAGCCUCACUGAUUUUGUGGGAGAUGACUCUCCUCCUUCUGAGAGGCUGAAAAACAUUGGGACAAGAGUCCCACCAACUCCAAUGAACAGCUUUGUGGAAAACUCACCACUCACAGAGGACCCAACCUUGCUCUUCCCAGAAAACAUGCUGCAAAAAUUAAAUGACUUAGAUCACACAGGGCCUACUCAAACCCGCACGAGGUGCAGCAGCUGGUGGGGUGGUUUAGAAAUUGACUCCAAAAAUUCUGCCCUUCUGAACACUGACACAUGGAGUUCCAGUGAACAGGAAUCUGUCUUCCAGAGUCCUGAGUCCUGGAAAGAUCACAAAGCAAGCCCCAUUGAUAGGAGGGCCUCUGACUCUGUAUAUCAGCAAAAGCAAGCGAGACAUGGUGAAUACCCAAAACUGGAUCCCUGGGAGAGCAAACUUGAGCAAGAGACUGUGGGCAGCUCGGAUACCCACCACCAAAGUGAGGACAAUCCAGAACACCAGCAACUGCCUUCUGAAAAAUCAGACCUAUCACAUGCUUCCCCCCAGGGGACAUGUCACUUGAUAGAAGACUUUGCCGCUGUGUGGAAGCCCAGCUCAGCUUCUGCAAUGGAAAGAGAUCCAUGGGAAAAUCCUGCAAAUGACAGUGGUGGACAGGCAGAUUCAGAGCCUUUCCCUACCUGGACUAAAUUUAGUAAAGAAGACAACACCAAUGCUCUGAAAAAGGCCUGGAAUGUGCAUCAGAUGGACCAAAAUCUGCCUCCCAAAAGGGACCAUGAUGAGUGGGCUGUGGCAAAGAAUGACUUUUCUUUUUCUGCAGAUUUCCCAUCAGAGAAUUUGCCCAAAACUCCAAAUAAUCAAGUGACUUCAGAAGCCUGGAAUGAGAGCAAAGGUGACACCAACAAUGUGCACAUUGAAUCUGAGAAUCCUAGUCUUGAUUCUGACAUUGUAUGGAAUAAUUCCAAGCUGCUUAGGGAAAAUCAGGAUGGGUUCAAUGGUUCUGAGAUCAAGGGGAAAUCAUUUGAAAAGGUAAACACCUGGAACUUGUAUGAAGAGAAUGAUAAGGAAGGUCCCGCUCCCUGGGAAGAUUCUUUCUUAUCAUAUAGGUGCUCAGACUUUAGCACAUACAAUGUAGGUGAAGAUUUGGUUGCUUCUGAAUUGGAUACCAACUAUUCUACAUCAGACUCAUACAUAUCACCUACAUUUGUAGGGGAGGAGAAAGAAACCGAGGACAAAACUUUUGAUCAUGAUGUUAACAUGGCUGCAGAGGAGACCUCACUGAAUAAGUCAAAUGAUGCUGAAAAUCUUCCUCAGCCAAUGGAACCUCCAGCCUACAGAAAUAGAAUUGGUUCAGGCCCCGGGACCCUGGAGAUGUGGACAACACAUGUACCAAAUGAGAACCAGACUGUGACAGUUGAUUCAGAAACAAAUGUCCCUUCAAAUCUACAUAAAGAUUUGCUCAAGUUAGGAUACCCAGAUAUUAAAAAUCUCUCGGCCGAGGAUGAUGCUGGGGAAAGCAGCCAAUCUAGUUAUGAUGAUCCUAGAAUGAUGCAGAUGUAUAAUGAAACAAAUCGACAAUUGACCCUCAUGCAUAGUAGCACAGACCACAGGCAGGCAGCUCCUGAGAAUACUGACUUAUGGAAUAGAGUUAUCCUUGAGGACACACAAUCAACAGCAACUAUUUCAGAUCUAGAUAAUGAUUUAGACUGGGAUGACUGUAAUGGGGGAAUGGAGAUUUCCAGAGAAGGGCAAGUCCAAGGAUACAUGCAUGAAAGCACAGAACCAGAAACUCGAUUUUCAGUGAGACAGCUAGAACCAUGGAGUGUUGAGAGUCAGGAGGACAGUCAGGUAGGAUGGGAGCACCAUAUGCCUUACAAUGCCUCUGAGGAAGGAAAAGAUGACACCUUCAAUGAAUUCAAUUCAUUAAAUGAGAAAAGUGGACAGCAAAUCUUUAGCAAUAUUUGGGAUACAGUCAUGAAAGAUGACAAUGUGUCAUCCUUAAUACUGCCUGACCCAUCACACAUGGUAGAUUCAGAUGAAAACAAAUCACCGUGGGAAACUUUGAGUUCAUCAGAAAAUGUUAAGAACAUCAACAUCCCAGAUAAGCUAGAAAUCUUAGAAAAUGAGCAGGAAGAAGCAUUUACACCUGUCACCCCUCUGGCUGAUUCUGUCAACCAGGAAACACAAGAAAGUACUUCAGUGAGCAAUGAAGGAUGCUUUGCAACAAGUCCUGAGAAAAAAGAACAUCCUGACCAUUUGGACAUAUGGAAGGACCAGAGUUAUAAACACAGUGAAGAUGACAAUAACAUACAAGAAAAUACUGAUAAAGAAUAUUUAGUUGAAGAGGAUACAAGAAGUUCUGAGGUAGAUGCUGCUUCAGGAAGUUCAGAAAGAGAAGAAGGUGACUCAGAACUCUGUUCUCCUGUUGCAUUUGAAACUCAAGGGACCCAUGAUAACUCUAUUAAAAGCAUCUCUCCUUCAGUUGCAUCUAGUUCCCACACCAAUGAAAUCUCAGAGGAGCUGGUGGAAUUCCAGGGCAAUACUACUAACCAAGGGAGCAGUGAUGCACAAGCAAGAGCUUCCACAAAUAAUCUGAAGAUAAAUAAUGCCUGUGAAAAGCAUUUAGUGGAUCAGGAAAAUUCAGUUGACACUGCUAACAUUUUAUCUAUUCAGAAUCAAGCGGCAACAGAUCAUUCAUUAUCUGAAAUGAGCCUUGAGAAAAAUGAGACAUAUAAAAUUCCGGUAUUAGAGAGUGUAUCCACAGAGAAAGUAGAUAAGGCACCUCUUCUUAAAAGUCCCCAGAGUCUUGACAUUUGGAAUGCAUGUGUAGGUGGUGACUCUCAAUCCAAUGGAACAAGUCUUGAAAUAAAUGAAGACUGUGAAAUGAAAAGUAUUAAAAAUCAUCUUGCUACAGGCAAUUUUCAAACGGGAAAUGGUGAGGAUGAUAUUGUAUCCAGUGAGUAUACACACUCGAGUGCAUCAAGCCCUGAUCUAAGCGAUCCAUCUGCUUCUAUACCCAGCUUGGGUGAUGUGAAGACUGCAGACUAUCAGCAAAAGAAUCAAGAUGACUGGAGUACAGGGAAUAAUAAAGACUCUGAACUUGUUACCACUGAUGAUCAACCAGAAAUGGUACCUGAAGUGGGAGACUUACAGGGAAAAAUGAUGGAUGAAUUCCAAAAGGUUGUCAAUCACAAAGCUCCUAAAUCUUUAGAUAUCUGGAAUGCCCAAGCAGAGGAUGAUGACUCCCUUUCUUCUUUUUCAAGCCCUGAUGGCGGCAACACUCCUCAAAAUUCAGGAUCUCAGGAAAGAAGUUCAGCAGUUAACUAUUACCAAAAAAAUGAACCUGAAAUUCCUGAAACUGCACUCAAUAAUGAUACUAAGUCCAUUACAAUAAGCUCAGGGAUUAAUGGCAGUUCUAAUGGUGAAGAUAAAUUGGAGAAAGAAGUUCAUUCGAUCACUUCCCAAGUAGAUUUGCAGAAGAAUUCUAGGAUAUGGAAUAUAUUUAAUGAAAAAAAUGUAUGUUUGACCAUAGCUGACCAUGAAAAUCAGGAAUUUUCUGAAUAUAGAGAUUCAACCAAAGGUGAGAGUCAAGGAAGUCCAUCUUAUGAAGAUCAAAGCAGUCCUGAUCAUUGGAAUUUCUCACCUAUAAAUAAAAAUGAGGAACAGGCAACCAGAUUUAGAGAGGAGGCAAAAUGUUCUCCAGAGACACUGAAGGCUGAAGAUGCAAGUGAAGAGGCAUCAUUGCCAAUGUCUCCUAAAAAUGAGUCAGAAAUAAAGCCUAAGUCCACAGUGGAAACUCUUGGAUUUUCAGCUGAGAGAGCAGAAUGGUGGAACACCUUGCCCCAGAAAAAGAGCCCAGAAGAGAUGAAACCUUCUGACUCAGACAGUGUUUUAGAAGAGACCUCUUCUGUAUACCAAAAGGUGGAUCCAUGGAAUAUACUUAUUCAGGGUGAUCUUGAAUCCAAAGAAGCACUUCACGUUGAUCCUUUCACAGAUGAAAACAAGCCACUCUUUCAAGGUGACAAUGAAGAAAACUAUGAACCAUCUUGGAAUAUCCAACCAACUCAGAUGGCCUCAGAUUCUGUACAGAUAGAACAGUUUGAUGAGUUUGACCCAAGCCAAGAAGAAAAGGAUGUGAAAGAGCAACUAUUCAUAUCAACUGCUGCUAAUGAGCUUGUGCCUGAAAGCCAUACCCAAGAACAAUGUCAAGACAGAAUGCUACCUGCUCUGGAUCAGCCAGAUUCAGAACUUACUCAUGCAAAUGAUUCCAUUGCCAUCAGUCCUUCCUCUCAAAUGACAAUGAAGUCUAGUCCUGGAUGGAGUAGUUCCCCACCUGGUCGGGUCCCUCAAGAUACAUUUUUCCCAGAUAUUUUGCAUGACAAUUUCCAAGAAGGUAGGCAGAUUAUCUCAGCCAUGCCUGAUCUGUGGACUGAUACUGAACAGCCCCUCAGCCUGAAAGCAGAUGGUGAAAAUCCAGACAUAUUGAAUCACUGUGACCAGGAGAGCAACUCCCAGUCUUCCACCAGUCCUGAUGUGUGUCAUGAAUAUGAAAUGAAGGAAGAGUCUGGGCAGCAUCUUGCCCAAGCUUCAGCCAGCCCUAGAGGUGAAGCUAGUGAGUUUUAUCUCACCAAAUCAGAGGGGAAUCAAGAAACUUCUCUGGUUCCUAGACAGACAUUUGCCAUUCACAAUGUGGGAAUGCAUCCUGAAAAACAAUUUUCCUUGCAUCCAAACAAUGAACAAGCAAAUGUUGAUAGACUAGUCUCUCCCAGAACUUCCUUUGAACCUUCUGAACUGCUUGGUGACAAUGGAGCAAACUUAGAAGAAUUUAAAAGUGAAACCACCCUAGAAACAGCAUCAGGUUUGGAACCAGUGGAAAUGGAAGAUUUGGCUGUUGAAAACAUGGGAGCCUAUGCUAUCAUAACUCCCCAGGCACCAGCUAUUAUUAAGGUGAAUAGCUCAUAUACAACAGAUGAUAUCUUUUCUGAAAGUAAAAAAGAUACAAAUGCCUUGAUUAGCACUGAACAUCCUUUAACUGGUGAGAAGCCAGAUGCCAACACUGGGAUCCUAACAGCCACAAGCCCUUUUUAUGAUAGAAAUGAGGCUAUUAUAGGACACAGUUUGAAUGGUGCAAUGAACACUUCAGACGGAACAAUGAAGGACAUGGAAAAAUCACCAUUAGAAGAGAACAACCCUGAAAACGCUACAGGAAGACAAACUAUCUGUCUCUCAGCAGCCUCUUGGGGUGAUUUUGAAGACAGCUCAAUGGUUACAAAUUUUGAUGAAGAAGCAAUAAAAGAGCCUGAACACUUCCAUUAUGGUGGCGAGGCUCUCCUGGAGGAGACUUCCACCAAAUAUCCACUUGUGCCAUAUACACCUCCCUUUGAUUUGUCAUUUCUCACAGAGGCGCCCCAAAGCUCCAUGCAGGAGAAAGAAGUACUCUCAUCUGAGGAACAAUCUUCUGACAGCGAAAUGGAAGAAUUAUUGUUCCCUGCACCAUUGUCUAGAAAAGAUACCACAAGCCAUUCAGGGAAAAGAGAUGGUAAGGCCAGGCACCAGUUGCUUGAAUUACAUAUACGGGAAGAUCCGGAGCCAACAUCCUUGCCAUUAGAAUCUGGUUCCAAUCUUGGGUCAGCUCUUUCUUCCAAUGAAGUAGAAUCACGUAAUUCUAAUCCACCAGCAGGUGGAGACGUGAGACCACCUAAUGGUGUUAUCCAAAACCCAUUAGACUUUGAAGUAGAAUUUGUUUCUAGCAAGGAUCCUGAGCUAAGAAUGGGAAACAAGGAAGACACAUGUAUGGAGAUGAAUGAGGACCCAAGUGCACUACAAAUGGAUUAUAUUCUUGUUGACCAUGAAGAAAAUUUCUCUGAAAGGAAGGUUGCCCUUGAGCCAAGGGAAAGUAAAUCCCAAUUACAAGAAGUCACUGUUGGGUCAGAACAAAUGGAGCUUCCAGGAGAGUUUUCAGCAUCCUCCCAGGAUAUAUUACAGUCAGUUGCAAUAAAUGAAAGGGAAGGCCAGUCUGCAGUGGGAUCUUUAAUAGAGAAUGGUUCUUACAUUGUGCCUCUGAAACUGGAAGAUGAAAGGAGAGCUCUCGAAAGCCCUGGGCAAGACCCAAGUUGGAUGGUCUUAGGCCAAAAUGAGGUUUACAAUGCAUCACCUGAAGAGAGUUUCAGACAAACAGAAAGAGUGGCCUUGGGGUCUGGACAUUCUGUCACGGCUGCAGAUCAGAGACUGAGAGAAGCUGAACAGACUGAAGUCUGUGCCGAGACAAGAAACAGUAGUCCUCUUGAAUCUUCAAGAAUGGAGAAGUCCUCUUGCCAGGGUGGCCUGGCAAGGAAGAAUAAGAAUAAGACCACAAGCGAGGCAGACAGAGAUGCUCUUUUGCUAAAGGUGGUUGCCCAUGACAAUGAAUGGGAAAUGCUUUCACCACAGAUUCCUGAAGGUAGCAUGGCCCCAGAAAAGGAAAUGGAGGAGGAGACAGAGUUUCUUGACUCUGAACCAACAGAACCAAGCCCAAGAGGACCACUAGCAGAUGAUGUAGGAAUGGACAUCCCCUUUGAAGAGGAAGAGCUAAGUCCCAAUUCUGCAGACAUGAGACCUGAACCACCUAAUUCUCUGGAUCUUGAUGGCUCUCACCCCCGGAGGAUAAAACUCACAGCCCCAAAUAUCAACCUUUCUCUGGACCAGAGUGAAGGAUCUGUUCUCUCUGAUGAUAACCUAGAUAGCCCAGAUGAAAUUGACAUCAAUGUGGAUGACCUGGACACCCCCGAUGAAGCCGAUUCUUUUGAAUACACUGUCCAUGAGGACCCAGCAGCCCUCCAAGAUUCUGGCCAGGAGGCAGAGUCCAUCCCAGAAUACACUGCUGAGGAGGAGCGAGAGGACAAUCGCUUGUGGAGGACGGUCGUGAUUGGGGAACAGGAGCAAAGGAUUGACAUGAAAGUCAUAGAGCCUUACAAAAGAGUCAUUUCUCAUGGAGGAGAUUCAGGAUACUAUGGGGAUGGUCUAAAUGCCAUCAUUGUGUUUGCUGCCUGUUUUCUGCCAGACAGCAGUCGGGCUGAUUACCACUAUGUCAUGGAAAAUCUUUUCCUGUAUGUAAUAAGUACUUUGGAGCUGAUGGUAGCUGAAGAUUAUAUGAUAGUCUACUUGAAUGGAGCAACCCCAAGAAGGAAAAUGCCUGGACUAGGCUGGAUGAAAAAAUGUUAUCAGAUGAUUGACAGAAGGUUAAGGAAGAAUUUGAAAUCAUUCAUCAUUGUUCACCCAUCUUGGUUCAUCAGAACAAUCCUUGCUGUGACACGACCUUUUAUAAGUUCAAAAUUCAGCAGCAAAAUACAAUAUGUCAGCACCUUAUCAGAGCUCAGUGAGCUGAUCCCAAUGGAAUGUGUCCAUAUCCCAGAGAGUAUCAUCAAGUACGAUGAAGAGAAAUCUUAUAAGAGAAGUGUGAGUAUUGACAUGAAGCUGAAAGAAAAACUGUAGCUGGUGGGGGUUUGCAGGAGAAGAUGAUCCCUGAAUUGAAGCCCUUCUAAAACAUACGUACCUAGAAGAGAAGAGAUGACUGAUGACUCACUUUGCACUACCUGGUGCCAUUGGAAACUUCAGGGUGGAGGUGGGGGGAAGCAGUGGUGAAUUUUUUUCAUUUAACCAUAGUUUUAUGUAAUUGUGUGUGUGUCCAAUUAAGUUAUUAUCCUGUGAUCAUGAACCUCAUGUACUCUUUAGUUAAACCCUCCCAAGAAAGCAGAGAGUUCUGUUUGUAUGCAUUGCUGACUGUAAUAUCUCUCACCUCCAUCACUACCCUCAACCUCUUAGAUAAGCCAGACAGGAAUAUUAAGAGAUAAGGCACUUUAAUUCCACAGAUUACUUCUUUUCCUUCAUAAGCAUUUUACAUGAAGACAGUUUCAUGUCUUCCUGUGUUAUACUUACCCUAUCUACAAAGCUUUCCCUACUCACAUUGGUCCAUAGGUCACAAUACAGGGUGUGGAACCUUGAUCCUUGAACUACAUAGCUCAACAAUUAGUGAGCAUCCCUUAAAGUAACUUCCCAGAAAGAAAUUCUUGCUUGAACCCAAACCAAUUUUGUUUUUUAUUUGUCUCAUCUGACAGCUUUAUUUUUCUUAAUAUAUGGUCUUUUAAAAAACUGUUUAUCACACAGUACCUAAGGAGGCAUCCUAAGGCUAGGGAAGGUGAAAUGCAACAUGUGUAUGGUUUCAUGGGUACUGUGAUACCUUUAGUCCUUCAGUCUGGACUCUCAGCUUAGUAUGGGUCCUGUUAUCUGAAAAUAUUAACAGCAUACAACAGCAAACACAAAAUAAGUGAACCACUCAUAAAAACAAAUCUGCUGUAAGAUUCUAUCCUUUGACUAUAGGCUUACAAUGUGCUCUUAUUUAUAAAAAAUAAUUCCUUCUCAUUUUAUCGAUAUGCACCAUUUUACACAGCAACUUUAUUUUUAAUUUGUGUUUGAAUUUUAAUUUAAAUAUCAUGCACAUUUUUGCUUUGUUCAUUUGUAUUUAAGUAUGUAUUUACCCAAUAGAAUACAUAAGUAAACACACCUAAAUUUAUUUUCUGUUUUUAUAAAUGAUAUAAAUCCCUUUUAUACCAUUUGAGAGUAAAAUGCAUAGUCUUUUGAAAAAAAGAUGGCAAACCACUGACCACAAAAAUGUUUGUCUGGCAGUAUUUGUUUACAUGGCCAAAAUGGAGGCUGUUCUUAAAAAACCUUUAAUGGACAACAUUUGAUGCUAAUCUCACUUUUUUUCUAUAUAUGUGUUCUUAACUUCCAAUACUACCUAUCAUCUGUGGGCUAGAAUGAAUGAGAGUCAUGGAAAUAAAGAGUUUCCACUCCGUACUGCUGUACGGAUUCCAGUUUUAUGCCAUGGAAUGAUGGUUCUUUACCUUUUCUGGGAGAGACUUUUAGAAUCUUAAAUACUCAAGUGGAUCUAUGGUCUCAUCAAUUUGGAAGUUCUCCUCCCCACCCCCAACCCUCACCAUAAUGAUGCCCAUCACAGUGCCUCUGUGGCUGCCCAUCCUGGACAACUUUUGUCCAGGUCCUCCCAUAAGUUUACUAUAGGGUUCCUCCCAACCUUUGGAUAUCAAAUUGAAUUUAACAGCCUCCUCUUUGCAACUUUUAUUCCUAACUUCUCUUUUCUCUAUAAUCAGCAGACUUUUCCUUUCUUUUAUCUCCAGACUUUUCUGUCUUUUCCCAUUCCCUAGCCAAGACCUGUCAGUCCUGGUCCCUUUUAAUUGACAAAUGUGCCUGUGAUUAAAUCAUUUCUUCCAAAUACUUUAGAUUCCAUGCCCAACCCUACCUCACACUUCCAAAAAUUCCUGCCCUAGGGAGCACUGGCCAUCCCAGGCUAUUGUAUUUCACUUCUGGAAACCAGGUACAGUUCUGGGGAGAUAAGCUUGAAGACACAUAUAAAUUGGUAGAAGGCAGAGGUCAUUUCCAACUAGAGAAUAGGCUGAAAUCUCACCAUUGGACAUGGCUUUUGAUUCAUCCUGCUGAUUUAUUUGAAAUAGCCCUGGUAAUCCACAGUUGUAGGCUUUAUCUUCACUGACUCUACCUUGGAUAUCUUUACAAGUCAGUGGCUUUCCUUGGGCUUCUCCAUUGUUUGCAUGCCAAUUCUGAUAUUUAGUUCUUUGCUUUUAUAUUCCACUAAAAAAGAUAGACAAUUAAAUUAAUUCUGCUUUCUGAAAGAAAGGUACUGUGCAAAUUCAAUUCAAAAAAUCCAAGGAGCUGAAAAUAAUACCUAAAUAUAUAGAUAUCUAUACUGACCUUCACAUUCUGAUCAGUUUUGCUCUCUGGUUGACUUUUGGAAACUGCCUAGCACUUUACCUGUGAGUCAGUGGUUAGAAGAAUGGAAGAUUUGGGGGGACAUUAUUGCCUUCAAAUGAUGCUGUUCCCCACAAAACACUUCCCUUAAAUGAACAAGUGGAAAUGUUCAUGGCCUAGGCACUCAGACAGUGAGAAACUUUGUUUGAAGGCGACAGCUGGGUGUGGGGGGAAAUCCUGAAGCUCCUAUUGAAGCCAUAUGAUGUUUAAAAACAGGUUUGACAAUAAGACCUACCUUAAAGCUUAUUAGAAAGUCUGCUCGUAAGUGUCAUCUUUAAGAUAUCUUAAAUAUUCAACUAUGGUAAUAUGUUUGCAGUUAUAUCAAUGCCUCUCAGUAGCUGAUUCACAUAGAAACACUUAGAAUUGCACAAAUUAAUCUUUUAUAUACAAAUGGGUUUUUCUACUAUGUAUCAGUUUGCUCAGAAUAAAGUAUAUCUAAACUAUUAGAUUUUGAUUUGGUAAAAUCUCUAUCUACAUGUAACAAUGAUGCCUAAAUUGUAUAGACUAACCAAUACAGAAAUAUGUAAUAACAUUGUAUGUAUGGCCUCUCUAUAAUUCUGAAAUAAAAGCUAUAAUCUCA